Messenger RNA from Schistosoma turkestanicum, 894 nucleotides. NCBI's taxonomy places the organism in Eukaryota, Metazoa, Platyhelminthes, Trematoda, Strigeidida, Schistosomatidae. The record is from the annotation of a GenBank genome assembly.
AUGAAUCAAACAAGAGCUUUACAUUUUGUUUUCAAAGUAGCCAAUCGUAAUGAAACCAUUGAUUUCUUUAAACGGAUACUUGGAAUGAAGGUAUUACGACAUGAAGAAUUUACUGAAGGUUGUAAAGCGUCAUGUAAUGGACCAUAUGAUGGAAAAUGGAGUAAAACGAUGAUUGGUUAUGGAUCAGAAGAGAAUCAUUUCGUUAUUGAAUUAACUUAUAAUUAUGGUAUUGGUGCAUAUCAAUGUGGUAAUGAUUUUCAAUAUAUUUGUAUUCAUAAUCCAAAUGUUUAUUCAACCAUAAUCAAUGGUUCAUGGCCAAUUGUAUUGAAAGAAUCAAAUUCAGUGAAAAUUCAAUCACCUGAUGGUUAUUCAUUUUGGGUAUACAAUAUUGAUAGUGAUGGUUUGGAUCCUGUAAAAAUGAUUGCUUUAUCUACUACAAAUCUUCAACGAUCCAUAGAUUAUUGGUCACAUAAACUCAGCAUGACACUUGUAUCAUCGGAUUCAAAUAAUGAGGCAGUAUUUUGUUAUUCACCAAAUCAAUGUCAUUUAAAAUUCAUCUCAAUUCAACCAGAACGGAUUGAUCAUGCUAGUGCAUUUGGUCGUAUUGCAUUUGCAUGUCCAAGUAGUCAAUUGCCAAUUUUACAACAAUUAAUGGAUUCUCAUCAUGAAACAAUUUUAACACCGUUAGUUAGUUUGGAUACACCUGGAAAAGCAACUGUACAAGUGAUUAUAUUGGCUGAUCCUGAUGGUCAUGAAAUUUGUUUUGUUGGUGAUGAAGCUUUUCGACAAUUAUCACAAAUGGAUCCACAAGCAGAUCAUUUACUUCAAUUAGCUAUGGAUGCAGAUAAAAGUGAUGCAUGGUUCAAUAAACAUGGUGGCAAAACAACGAAAUAG